Halichondria panicea is the source of this 5734-nucleotide messenger RNA. Its product is annotated as centrosomal protein of 162 kDa-like. The transcript has 19 exons. The record is from RefSeq and is a predicted model, not a curated record. Gene Ontology annotation, biological process: cilium assembly. NCBI's taxonomy places the organism in Eukaryota, Metazoa, Porifera, Demospongiae, Suberitida, Halichondriidae. Gene Ontology annotation, cellular component: centrosome; axonemal microtubule; centriole. Bases 96 to 4319 code for a protein of 1407 amino acids.
AAGUGCUAACAACCUCUCUGCUCGCUGAAUACAGCUCCAUCAGCAGAUGUUUAAUCAUAUCUGGACGACGGGACACUUGUGCCUUGCAAGAUAAGAUGAGUGAUUCUGAUGAAGAGUUCCAGAAAUUCCUACAGGAGAGUCUUUCCUCUUCUGCCGGGUCAUACAUUUCUGAGCUGUCACGAUCAAGAAAAUCAAGUGCAGGUUUUACGGGAGGCAGUAGGUGGGGUGAUAGAGGGGAAUCCAUUGAUGAAUCAGCCAGUGACAAAGAGCUAGAGGAGGCAGCUCAGAGCUGGCUCAAGACCACUGGACCACUGGGAAAAAGUCAGGCUACCUCUGUCAACAUCACUCUACCCACUGGUAGAGACUUCUCCAAAGACAGUCUGGAGGUCUCUCAAGAAGACAGCCAUGCAAGCCCUUCUCGUAGCUCAAUGUCUUCAAGAAGAAGAAGUGACCUUCGAGACACUUUUAGUGAAACAGGUAGUAGCAGUCUGAGUAAGUUUUCCUCUACGAUUCCUGGACUGGACACGUUGGAGGAAAAUGCGGACAAAGAGUUAUUCUUUGCUGAGCUUGAGCAGAAUCGAACCUCACGAAUUGACUACUCAGAGCUCAAUAGGCAGCUUGAAAACACUGCUAGAUCCUCUUUACCAGACAAGUCCAGAGCUCCCCCCAAAGAAGACGAUUAUUCUGAGCAGUAUGAUGAAGACUUUGACACGACAGUUACCUCACACUCGAAGACACACCUCACGUCUGACAGUAGCUCCAGCCUCACCCUAACCAACGAUACAACCCGACAGACUAACAAAGACCACAUCAUUAACAAGUCCGAGUUGACUCAGUCGACUGCAAAUCCUACACUAUUGAAUGAGUCUGGAUCUUCCAGCAGUUCCUCUCACUCUCAGAAACGCCUGCUCGAUCGCUCCAAUACUCACCGGUCUUUCUCCGACCACCUCACAGAAGAAAGUGGCUUUAAUCCCUCUCCUAUUCCGUUGCACCACACCCCAGACAUCAGUGGGCGUAUCAAUAGCGACAAAGAAAACCUGAGUGGAUCUGCACACAGCUGUCUAGACGAUUACGAUCGUAGACUGUCGCUCACUCCGAUUCACCCCAAAGGCCUUGCCUCAGGGCGAGAAAAAAUGCACACCGUACCAGUAAAACGAACUUUAGUAAACAAUGUAUCUUUGUCUCCUCUGCAUAAAACUGAGAAACCUGAAGUUGACAUUUCAACUUCACAGCUGAGAAAACAACCUUCAUCAUCAUCAUCGUUUUCCCCUGUUAGGGAAUCACUUCUCAAUACACAAUUGCAUUUAUCUUCUACCAAACAAUUUGUAGCUAACUCCCCACAACACGUACUGGUCCCUUCUCUACAACAAGAGAACCGUGAUACCUUGUCAAGCUCCGAAUCAUACGAGCAAAAUGAAGACAAACUACUCGACUCUAACGCUUGUAUUGAUGCCCAACCUAGAGACCAGAGUGUGUUACUCAAUGACAGCAUGCUCACUGAAUUCAACGAACUUCAAGAUGCACUGAAAGCUGCAGGACUGCCACAAAUUGCAGAGAAACCACUCCCUCCUGAAAAUGAAGAAAGCCAACUAAACGUCACUAGCCCCACUGCUAUUGCUGGAGGGAAGAUGUCGCUGACCUUACAAGACCGAGAAAGUACUCCCGAUUCUGUCAUUACGGCUGUUCAAAAACUUGCAACAGUAGAUCAAGAUCUAGAAACUGUCCAAACGUUGCGUACAGAAAACAAUACAUUGGAAAAGGCAAAAGAGCCAUCGGCCACACGGACUGAACAUACCUCCAUGCCAUUGGAAACACAAUUACGAGAGAACGCUGCAAAAGGAUGUUCUCCAGUGCCUAGUAUUCUAUCAAGGCCCAUUCAUCAGCCAUUUAUAGAGCCACAUCCUGAACAAGCCACUGACACAGGUGCUAGCAAGAAGAGCAUGCUAAGAGAAGCACUCCGAGCAAUAGCCAGCGAAGAAUUGACUAGUGUCUCCAGAGGCAUCAUGUAUGAACACAGCAGAACUAGGUCUGGUGCUCAUGAGAAAAAUGGUGAAUUUGAUCGGCCAAAUCGAACUGUACAUGGUGGAACACAUACCGUAGAAGUUUCCGUUAGUCAAAGAACAGACAAUAAAUUAAUCCCUUCGAAAGUUUCCCCGAUUUCUGAUCAUAAAAAGCUUGAAACGAGCCCAUUGUCUGAAAAAGCUCCUAAACAAACUAUCCAUGUGCCAACUGGGUCCCUUGAGAGCAGCUCAAAACUUAUGGACGAGCUUGCGGAUAUCUUAAACUCAACAGAUGACUACCAACCGUCAUCAAGUGAACCAACUAGCCACACUCAUGAACUCAGAUCUAGACAGUCUCAGAAACCACCAGAACACAAUCAUCCUUCUAAAAAGUUACCAGAUAAUAACAGAGGCCCAAACAAACGGCCAUUCCAAGUCAGUUCAAGACUCUAUCCUGGUCCCAAAGCUCCACCUAAAACACUCACAACUAAGCAAGGAGGUGCUAGAACUCAAAAAUCUUCUCCGGGUAUCCCACCACCGAGGAAGUUCAAGCGUGUUUCUAGACAAAAAAGCCCCCCUGUGAAGAUUGUUGCUAAUCGAAGCCCCCCUGGAGAUGUGGUUACUACACAGAGCCCCCCUGUGGAGAUUAUUGCUAACAGACGGGAUGGUGUGUGCAGUCGGUGUGCUGUAGAGAAUGAAGAGACUGAGCGUUGGAAGAAAGCAUGGCAAGAGGAGAAGAACCAGAGAGAGAGGCUAAACGAGUUGGUGCAAGAGAUAAGGACUGAAGCGGAGCAGAGAGAAAGACAGCUCACCUCAGGACACCAGGAGGAGCAGUCCACACUCAAGCAGGAGUUGUACACACUCUCCAUCAAGCUACAAGAGCUGGAGACGAACCAUGACCCUCGUAAGCUGCUGGCCAGUGACAGAGACAUGGAGGGUAGGGCUAUCAGCCUAGAAGAGAAGCAAGCUCUGAGGUGUGAUAUUCAGGAGCAAGAGGUCCUAAUGCAAGGAUAUCAGAAGGAGAACGAGAGGCUCUACUCUCAGCUGGAGGGGCUGCGUAAGGAACUCAAGUCCUCCCAAGCUCAGCUCUUCCAUGACAACCAGCAACUCAGGAAGGAACUGCUCACUGGCAGGUCGGAGAGGGAAGUAGAGAGACCGCCGCAAAAGGUAAACGCUGAUUCACACUCCAACCAGGCAGGUGCAGCCCGAAUAGCUCAACUUGAGACCAAACUGGAACAAGCCAACGACAAAUUCUCACAACUGGAGAAACAGGUGACGCAGCUCAAGCACAGCUGCUCUUGUCUUGAGGGUGAUGUUAGGAGAGUAACGAGUGAUAAGCAUGUGCUGGAGACCAGGGUUAGGGGAAUGGUGGAAAGAGAACAGCUGGACGACCUGAUAACCAGACAUAAGCUUGAGGUGUCACGACUGAUGGGGAAGUUGGAAUGGUACGCAGAAAACCAGACACAACUAGACAAAGAUUCAGAGCUGCUGAGAUCCAAGGACAAAGAGAUAGCCACUCUCAAAAAGACGAUAGGCUCGCUGGAACCAACGCAUCCCCUCAGGGGAAAUUCUCGAACAAAAUCUCGAGGGGCUGAAGCAAGGAGGGUGGUCCAGCUGGAGAGUCAGGUCCGUGAAUUAGAGAAGGUGAUUCAGAAGCGGUUUCCCAACUCACUGUCUGCUCUGAUACUGGCCAGCAAUAGAGAGGCUGACACUGAAGACAGAGCAAAAACACCAAGGUCUGCUGACAGUAACCAUGGUUAUCUUGAGGGACGUGUUGGUCAGCUGGAGACACUGCUGGAGGAGAGGGAGAGAGAAAGUGGGCGAAGCCUCCGAGCACUUCAGCAGAGGUACACGGCCAUGGAGCUGGCAUAUGAGAAGCAGCUGGCUGCACUCAAGGGGAGCAGGUCCUCAUCUACGGUACCAGGGCAACCAGGCGCUAAUACUGAGAGGAAGAAAGACGAUGAAUGUGGGAAUGUCCUUCACUGUCAGACUGUACAGUUGACCUCUGACCUGGAAGCAGCAAGAUCGGAGAAUGUCCGUCUCAAGGAGAAGUUGGCUGUGAUAACAUUCGAGGCUGAUCAUCAGAGAGUGCAGCUGCAUGGAAAGCUAGCAGAAGCCGAGGCCAGGCUCACAGACAUGCAGCACACAGCACAAGAGAAGCUGCAGCGGACAGUGGGGACUCACAAGGCCACUGUGGACAGCCUCCGUGCUCGACUGGCCAAGGAGCAGUCUCAAUCACAGACAGUACAGCUCACCUCACAACUAACAGCCAAAGAGCAACUAACCUUCGAACCCCUUAGCUGUUGGAAUACCACAUGACUGUGUGCAUAUCACCAUCUGCUCACUAUCUAAUCGUAUGAACUGUAAAUGUCUCCAUUCAACAAGUGGUCUCUUGGUGAUGGAUUACAGCAAUUGAAUGCAUUCGUUCAUACAUGCAUGCUUCUUAAUUUUCCUAGUGAAUAUUCAUUCAAUUCAGUAGGAAAUAUGAAAUCUAUAUAGCACGCUCAUAUUAUCAUCACAAUUAAUCAUACGUGCAUGCUUCUUAAUUUCCUGAUGUAUAUUUAUUCCAUUCAAUUCAGUAUAUGAAAUCUAUAUACGUAGCACGCUCAUAAUUUUUCAUCAUCACAAUCGAGUACAUAUUUCGUUCAUACACAGUGCUUCUUAAUUUUUCGGAUAAAUAUUUAUGUUUAUGUAUUUAUAUUGCAUUCGUUUCAGUGUGAAAUCUAUAGCAUGCUCAUAUCAUCACUAUGCACGUAUUUUAUGAAUUUCCCCACCGUUGUAUGACCUCAAAUUCCUUCCUUCGUGAACACGGUUGCUAGGUGUCCUGUACGUCUAUAGCAAUAUAAGUAUUACAUAUUACAGAGUGUUCAUGUGUACAUGGACAAAAGUUAUUAAUAUUGGAAGGAUCUUGCAUCCUUCAUUUUCUAGAUAGACAAUUAAGAUGUUGUCCAUAAGAUGUUGUCCAAACCGGAGCCCGUACGACAACUGUUUAGAAUACUUGUACAGUGAAACCUCUAAAUACAGGACAUUAAAUCAUUAGAUAUUUUGCCUGAGCUUUGUCCUCUUUCGUAUGUUUCUACAGUUUUGUCUGUUUUUGUUUAUAGGAAGGUGUACCUGAUUUAGAGACAGAACGUUGUAUGCAUGACACUAUCACCCUAGGGAGGGGGUAUUCCUAGAGGAAGGGUGAUGGUGCUUGAACAAGGACGGGUUGGCACUCGUGGGAAAAGUGAAGCCUCGCUUUGACAACAAAGGAGACCUCUCUAGUGUUCGUGUUGUCAUAGUUACCCCACACAACUUUUUAGGGUGUGUGUUCAACAGACACCCAAUUGUGUGUGCAUCAAAGCCACUUUUGUGGAGUUUCUUCUAAUUGUCCACAUCCUGUUUAUGUGUAUUGUAGUGCUAUUGGGCUAUUGAGAAUGGAAAAUUGAAUAUCAACUAUGCACAACGAGGCAGACUAGUGGUAUAGGGACUGUUUUUGAUCACAUGCAGUAGUGCAUGCCACAUGCACAACCAAUUCCGUAAAGGAUGUUCACUUCAAUUACGCCAAUUACACAAACUUAAUUCUCAUUAACUGCAUGUAGUAUAUGUUUCAUGAUCCGCAUAGUAUGCACUCCUGGUAGUAUGUACAACUUUUGAUUGUAUAGCACUGACAGUUUUGCCAUAAUAGCAAUAUGUCGUCGCAAAAAAGAGGGAUUUCUGCGUACAUAUAGACUGAUCUGCACACUGUUAAUUUA